AUGAGCCCCGGGGGCGCGGGCUGCUCCGCUGGGCUGUUGCUGACGGUCGGCUGGUUGCUCCUGGCAGGCCUGCAGUCCGCAUGCGGGAAGAACGUCACCGCCAUCCAGGAUCCCAGCCUGGGCCACGCGGAAGAAGAGAGCGAGGCCGACAGUGAGAAUGAAAGCGAGAGCGAGAGCGUGGAGGCCGACGACGAAGGCCACGAGCUUGACAGCGAGAUGCUGCCGCAGGCCUUGACUGAGGAGGAUGUUUCAAAUUCGACGAUAGUCAAAGAAGUAGAAUUUGGGAUGUGCACUGUCACAUGUGGUGUUGGUAUUAGAGAAGUUAUAUUAACAAAUGGAUGCCCUGGAGGUGAAUCUAAGUGUAUUGUACGAGUGGAAGAAUGCCGUGGACCAGUAGACUGUGGCUGGGGUAAACCAAUAUCAGAAAGUCUUGAAAAUGUUAAACUGGUAUGUGUUCAUACAUCUCCUGAAAAUCGUUUCAAGUAUAUUUGGAAACUUUUAAGGCCAGAUCAACAAGCCAUUGUACUUACAAACGAUACAGCAGUCCUGGAAGUACACAGGGAAAUUCACCCCGUGGCUUUUGAGUGUGAUACUUUGGAUAAUAAUGAAAUAGUAGCAUCUAUUAAAUUCACAGUCUAUACAACUAAGGAAUUACAGAUGAAAAGAUCAAGACCACCAGACACUGAUGCAGUGCUUGUUUUUGUGCUGACCAUAGGAGUUGUUCUCUGUAUAUUUGUGAUCUUUGUACUCAUCUUCAUAAUUAUAAAUUGGGCGGCAGUCAAGGCUUUCUGGGGGUCAAAAACCUCAACGACUGAGAUACAUUCUGAGCUGAGUUCAAUGAGAUACAAAGAUUCAACUUCUCUUGACCAAUCACCAGCAGAAAUACCUGGACAUGAAGAUGAUGCUUUAAGUGAAUGGAAUGAAUGA
This is a messenger RNA of Pteropus alecto (black flying fox), 927 nucleotides long. RefSeq names its product sperm acrosome associated 1 (gene SPACA1). Lineage: Eukaryota; Metazoa; Chordata; Mammalia; Chiroptera; Pteropodidae. The transcript has 7 exons. Bases 1 to 927 code for a protein of 308 amino acids. Gene Ontology annotation, biological process: acrosome assembly. Gene Ontology annotation, cellular component: acrosomal membrane. The record is from RefSeq and is a predicted model, not a curated record.